AUGAUGAUAGGGUCAUUGAAGAAUCAAGCACUGUUUGAACUGUACUUUCCUGUCCUGGUGGCAACAAGUUGUCUGCUGCCACUGGCCGGACUGGUCUUGUGCGAGCUCGUCUGUCUCUUGUUUUAUUUUAAUCAGUGUACGGUCACAAAUUGUGGGAGCGCAGAUGAAGUAUGGAAUUUCAUGCCCUCUAUCAGUGUGGCAACAGGCCAGCUGGCACCACAGAAGUAUAUAUGGAGAAUAUUGAUUGCAUUACAUGCCACACCAAGGUUUCUGAUAGCAGCAGGCUACCACAGUAUGCACAAAAUGAUGUUUCUUGGAAACAAGAGCUUGCAGACAUACAGCCAUCUGUCCAGUUUGGCAUAUUUCUUACAUGUGGUUGAAAUUCUGGCAUUGGUAGGUCUCAGCUUUGUGUCAUCAACAGAAGAUUAUGAUGUUCACAAAGUUUGUUUUGCCAUAUUCAUGCUAUCUGCUACCCUGCACAUGAUGUCCGUUUGUGUGCUGCACGGGUUUGGGAAGAAAGCCAUACAGUUCUCCUUGUCUCGUGAGGAGAAAUUCUCCCUGAAAUGCAAGUUGAUCCUGUUUGUGACAAAUGUAGUAUUCUUCUCUGCUGCACUAUAUUUCUUUCACAGACACAAUACAUAUUGUGAGGAUGGAG
Candidula unifasciata is the source of this 655-nucleotide messenger RNA. Lineage: Eukaryota; Metazoa; Mollusca; Gastropoda; Stylommatophora; Geomitridae. The record is from the annotation of a GenBank genome assembly.